This is a messenger RNA of Tachysurus vachellii, 2025 nucleotides long. RefSeq names its product guanylate kinase 1a (gene guk1a). Gene Ontology annotation, cellular component: cytosol. Gene Ontology annotation, molecular function: GMP kinase activity. Bases 212 to 844 code for a protein of 210 amino acids. The transcript has 8 exons. NCBI's taxonomy places the organism in Eukaryota, Metazoa, Chordata, Actinopteri, Siluriformes, Bagridae. The record is from RefSeq and is a predicted model, not a curated record. Gene Ontology annotation, biological process: purine nucleotide metabolic process.
UGCACUUGGCGCGAUUUGAGACAUGACCCGGUCGUGUUCUGCGCGCACGCUGCGCAUCGUUGACGCGCCCGAGUACAUUGUUGCUGUUUCCGGGGAAGCGGCGCCUUGUGACGUCACUAAUUCCAUGGCUCUGUGUGUAAAGGCGAUGAAUUGAGUUGUGUUCAGGAUUACAGGAGGAUCUGUUACUCUGUCAGAGCUCCUUUUCUCCUCCAUGUACGUGAGGUUUCUCUCCAAAGUGUUCUCAGGGAUGGCAGGACCGAGGCCAGUGGUUUUUAGCGGUCCCUCAGGUGCUGGGAAAAGCACACUACUCAAAAUGUUGAUCAGAGAGUUUGACGGUGUCUUCGGCUUCAGCGUCUCCCAUACGACACGGAAACCUCGUCCAGGGGAGGAGAAUGGAAAAGAUUAUCAUUACGUCAGCAGAGAGGACAUGCAGACAGGAAUCACUAAGGGAGAUUUUAUUGAGAGUGCAGAAUUCUCAGGGAACAUGUAUGGAACAAGUAAAGCUGCAGUCCAGGCUGUUCAGGCCCAAAAUCUGAUUUGCAUUUUGGACAUUGACAUGCAAGGUGUGAAGAGCAUUAAGAGAACCAGUUUAAACCCCAUCUAUAUCUCCAUCCAACCUCCAUCCAUGGAUGUGCUGGAGAAGAGGUUAAGGGCAAGAAAGACCGAGUCUGAGGAGAGUUUACAAAAGCGACUCCAGGCUGCGCUGGUCGAAGUGGAGUUCAGUAGAGAGCCGAAUCAGUUUGACGUGAUCAUCAUUAACGAUAAUCUGGAUGAAGCCUAUGAGAAAUUAAAAGCAGCUCUUCUCCAGGAAAUACAAAAAGUCAAAAACACCACCAAAGCCUGAAGGUCCAGUGUAUGGCUACUGGAGACCAGCACUGGAGACCAGCACAUUCCAUACACACACACAUGGACACACUCACACACACUCUGCUUACACACUCCUCUCCCUCACACAAAGCUGAAAUGUUCCAAUGGCUUCUGAAGGGAAAAUGUUAUUUAAAUAAAUGUUCUUUUUUUAUCUUUCUUUUUUCUUUCUGGUAAAGGGGGAGAAUUCCACCAACCUUCAGUAUGUAACUUGAGCAUUAUGGGUAAUACACACAGAAGGAUAAGGUACUGAACUCUACACCUGUCCCAGGUGUGGGCGGAGUUACAGUUCAGUGGAUGUUAUUACAGGUUUAGACAUUUUUUAAACUGACAAUCUGAACAAAUAUCGUAGUUGACAUUCUAUCAAGUCUUAUCAAAAAUGUUUGUUUUAUCAUUUCUUUUUUCAUGAGAUUUUACCAGAGGAACUUGGUGCUUUUAAUAGGUUUGUAGUUUAAACAUCUCUAACUGAUGAUGUCACAGUCUGGGUUACAGCAGCUGACCAAUCAGCUCGCACUCAGCAGAUGUGCACGUGGAUUAAAUCCUAACACACACUCGCUGUAAUCACACACUGUCUGUUCUUUCUGCUUUAGUUUUAAACUGCUUCUUAAACUGUUUACUGUACAAAACAGUCAACACUGUGUGUGUGUGUGUGUGUGUAGUGUCUCUGUGUGUGUGUAUAGUGUCUGUGUGUGUGUGUGUGUAGUGUCUCUGUGCUCAACCUUUAUACCUGAGUUUAUUAAUGUCUUCAUUCAUUCCACACACACACGUAUACACAUGCACACAUACCCAUGAACACACACACAAACCCAUAAACACAUACACAAACACCCAUAAACAAACACACACAAAACCCAUGUACACCCAUAAACGCACACACAUACCCAUAAACACACAAACACACACAAAAACACACACACCCAUAAACACACACAAACCCAUACACACACACACAUAUACCCAUAAACACACACAAACCCAUACACACGCACAUAUACCCAUAAACACACACACACACCCAUAAACACACACACACACCCAUAAACACACACACACACACUUACCUGUUAUACACCAUUCUGUACAUUUGUGUUGUUUAAUUUUUACUGACUUUUUAAAUGAACCUUCAGGUCUAAUAAAUAUUAAAGCAGUGUGAGAAUCACA